Symbiodinium sp. CCMP2592 is the source of this 1050-nucleotide messenger RNA. The record is from the annotation of a GenBank genome assembly. NCBI's taxonomy places the organism in Eukaryota, Dinophyceae, Suessiales, Symbiodiniaceae.
AUGUUUCUAGCUAACUGUUCAUACUUCUUGCCGUCUGUUUUUGGCGCACUUUUUCCAUUCUUACGAGCGGAUCUGCCUGUUUCCAUUCGAUUCCUUCAUGAUGGCCGUUUUUUUGCUGAAGUUCAGGAUGUGCUGGACUUCGAUGUGGAGAGCUGGCUUCAUUGGCGCCAGCUUCGGGCGAAGUUCACGCAGGUGAAGCAGCAGGAGGCAUCGCUUCAACAGGCUACAGACAAUGCCCGGACGGCUUGGAUGGAGCAGCUUCAUGCAGGAUCAAGGCAGCCCGAUGGUUCUCGCCGCACACUUCUUCGUUUCCAGAGCGCGGUGGAGCUGGCGAAUCUGGCCAGGUUUGCGGCCAACGAGGUUCUCCCUUCACCUUCGGAUUUUUUCAAAUCAAGGCAGUUGUGGCCGCCCAGCGCGGGCCGCCACAAGGAUGAGAACUCUGAGCGUCCAGUGAUGGAAGAGCUGUCCGAGACGUUCCUUUACAUUGCCUUGGAGAAGUGGCUGGGCCGCCUCCUCGAAGAGUCCGGCAAAGUGGUGCCCGCUGCCGCUGCCGCUGCCAAGGCUACAGAAUGCAACGCAGCAACCCGGGAGGCUCCAGCGAGCCAGAGAGGUACAGAAGAGCAUCCCGGGAGCGAUGAAGUCCAUCCCUCUGCUCUCUUGCAGCACCUCCCUGGUGGCCCACUCGCUGUGAAAUCUGUGCUCCUGGCAAAGCAUCGAGCUCGUUCCAUGAAGCUGCAGGCUGAUCUGAUGAGGCUCUGCUGUGGCCAACGAGGGUCGGAGAAAGCGCCGGCUUCUCGCACGCCAGCCAGCACCAGCCUUCUUGACGAGGUCAAAGUGCUGCUACAAGAUCUGCAGCGCGGACAAGCAGAUCCGCAAGCCGCCCGGGAAACACUCGCACGGGCGCUGAAGCUGCUGCGGCUGGCAGAGGCUUUGUGCUGCGAGCGCCGAAAGCUCCGAAGCUUCUGGCCGCUGCCGGAUGACUCUUCGAGUCUUGCACACGGAUGCAAUGAAGCCAAAGACAACCGAAACCCGAGAGCUGCUAUCAACUGA